This is a messenger RNA of Malassezia restricta, 2727 nucleotides long. Its product is annotated as ATP-dependent Clp protease ATP-binding subunit ClpB. Gene Ontology annotation, molecular function: ATP hydrolysis activity; ATP binding. The transcript has a single exon. Gene Ontology annotation, biological process: cellular response to heat. The coding region runs from base 1 to 2727 and encodes 908 amino acids. NCBI's taxonomy places the organism in Eukaryota, Fungi, Basidiomycota, Malasseziomycetes, Malasseziales, Malasseziaceae. Gene Ontology annotation, cellular component: cytoplasm; cytosol. The record is from RefSeq and is a predicted model, not a curated record.
AUGUCUGGAUUUGAUUUCACGGACCGCGCCCAGACGUCCCUGGCCGCGGCAUUUCAACUAGCAAAGGACUAUGCACAUGCGCAGCUAGCACCUGCGCACAUUGCAUUGUCGCUGUUCAACGACGAUACAUCCAACUCGACUGGAGUUCAAAGCACCAACAAGGACUCACAGUCCCUUUUUAAGAGCAUAUGUGAGAAGACGGGUAUCGACAUUUCAAGUCUUGACUCCAAGCUUCGCACUGCGUUGCGCAAGAUCCCGCAGCAGUCGCCUGCCCCAGACGACGUGAGUCUGACAGGAGCAGCAAACAAGGUCCUCAAGAACGCACAGCAGUUCAAGACACAGCAACGUGACUCGUUUAUUGCUCAAGACCAUCUAUUGCUUGCCCUGCUUGAGGACUCGAAUAUCGCCUCCAUGCUGAAAGACGCAGGUCUCGCCAACGAGGAGCUCUUCAAGAAUGCAUUGAACCAGGCUCGCGGCGGUCGUCAUAUUGAUUCCAAGACCGCGGAGGCUGGCUACGAUGCCUUGAACAAGUACUGCUCGGACCUUACAGCGCUUGCUGCGGAAGGCAAGCUGGACCCUGUCAUCGGUCGUGACAAUGAGAUUCGACGAGUAGUCCGAGUUCUCUCCCGACGCACCAAGAACAACGCGGUACUCAUCGGUAGUCCCGGUGUUGGUAAGACGGCAGUGGUUGAAGGUCUGGCUCAGCGCGUCAUCGACCGUGAUGUGCCUCCGAAUCUUCUCGGAAAGAUCUACUCGCUCGACAUGGGUGCGCUGAUGGCCGGUGCCAAGUACAAGGGUGAAUAUGAAGAGCGCGUCAAGUCGGUGCUGGCUGAGAUCGAAAAGAUGACGAACGACGGCACUCCUUGUAUUCUGUUUAUUGAUGAGAUGCACCUGAUGAUGGCAGGUAAGGGUGGUGACAGUGGUAUGGACGCAGCGAACCUGCUCAAGCCCAUGUUGGCCCGCGGCAAGCUGCGCUGCAUCGGUGCCACGACACUCAACGAGUACCGCCAGAGCAUUGAGAAGGAUGCGGCGCUGGAACGUCGCUUCCAACAAGUCCUGGUGGAAGAACCUACGGUCGAAGACGCUAUUGCGAUUUUGCGUGGUCUGCGCGAAAAGUACGAAGUGCAUCACGGUGUACGUAUUCUCGACAGUGCAUUGGUGUCAGCUGCACAAUUGGCCAAGCGUUAUUUGACGGCUCGCAAGCUCCCUGACUCGGCCAUCGACCUGGUGGACGAAAGCUGUGCUGAUGUCACUGUGUCGCGUGAGACUGUGCCUGAGGCCAUUGAUACACUUGAGCGUCGCAAGGUGCGCCUUCAAAUUGCCAUGACGGCACUGGAGCGUGAGAAAGAUCCACAGAGCAAGGAGCGUCUGACUCAGACGCGUCAGGAACUGGCCCAGCUGGAUGAUGAACUUGCGCCUCUCAAGGCCGAAUUCGAAGCUCAGAGGGCUAAGGGGGAUGAGCUGAAUAAUGUGCGUCGUAAGAUUGAAGAGCUGCGUGCCAAGGCCAGCGAUGCUGAGCGUCGCUACGACUUGGAAACGGCUAGUGACCUCAUGUACUACGCCAUCCCUGACCUUGAGAAGCGAGCCGAUAAACUGCAAGAGCAAGCGCGCAAGGAUGAGGCCGAGGGUAAGACGAACUUGGCCAAUACGGUCACGAGUGAAAACAUUGCCUCGAUCGUGAGCCGCUGGACCGGCAUUCCUGUGACCAAGAUGAUGGAGAGCGAGCGUGUCAAGCUGCUUCGUCUCGAAAAGAUUCUGCAGCGUGAUGUGGUCGGCCAGGAAGAUGCAGUGAAAGCUGUAGCACAGGCGAUCCGUCUCUCUCGCAGUGGUCUGUCGAACCAGAGUCGUCCGAUCGCGAGCUUCCUAUUCUGUGGUCCGUCUGGUACGGGUAAGACGCUUAUGAGCAAGACGCUGGCUUCGUACAUGUUUGACGAUCCUGAUGCGAUCGUUCGUAUCGAUGCGAGCGAGUACUCGGAGAAGCACAGCAUAUCUCGCCUGAUUGGUGCGCCGCCAGGUUACGUUGGAUUUGAUGAGGGCGGUGUGCUGACGGAGGCCGUGCGCCGUCGACCCUUCUCGAUCGUUUUGAUCGACGAGAUUGAAAAAGCUGCGCGCGAGUUUGUGCAGCUAUUUUUGCAAGUUCUCGACGAGGGUCGCUUGCAGGACAGUCAAGGCCGCCAGGUGUCGUUCCGAAACACGAUCAUCAUUAUGACGAGCAACCUGGGCUCGAGCUUUAUCAAUGAGUCUGAAGAGGAAGACAUUUCAGAGCCCGUGCGCCAGCUGGUACAGUCAGCGAUUUCAGCGCACUUCCCGCCCGAAUUCAUCAAUCGCAUUGACAGCAUUGUGACCUUCCGCAAACUGGGCCGAAUGGACGUUCGCCGCAUCGUCGACAUCCGCCUCAAGGAAGUGCAAAAGCGCCUUAUCGAAAACGGCCGCCACUCCAGGAUCAUGGUCGAUGAGGAGGCCAAGAACUGGCUUGGCAGCAUAGGCUACUCGCCAACGAUGGGUGCUCGCCCGUUGGGUCGUGCGAUUCAGGACCAGCUGCUGAACCCGCUGAGUCUGCUUCUCUUGCGCGGCCAGAUUCACAAUGACGACCCGGAAAUCCACGUCACCUUUGACAAGUACCGCAACGCGCUUACGGUGCAAGCGAAUCACGAGGCUGUUCCUGGCACAUUAGAUGACGAUGACGUGGAUAUGGAGGAGGACGAUCUCGACGAGCCACUGGACUAG